This is a messenger RNA of Cucumis melo (muskmelon), 522 nucleotides long. RefSeq lists its product as uncharacterized. Lineage: Eukaryota; Viridiplantae; Streptophyta; Magnoliopsida; Cucurbitales; Cucurbitaceae. The transcript has a single exon. The coding region runs from base 92 to 298 and encodes 68 amino acids. The record is from RefSeq and is a predicted model, not a curated record.
ACACCUUUCAUGCACUUCAAUACUUCUCUCUAUCACUCUCCAAUUACAACUACAAGAAGAAGAAGAAGAAGAAGAAGAAGAAAAAACAGAAAUGGUUUGCUUUUGCUUUCUCGUGGAUCAGACUCGUCAGAUACGGCGGAGCAAACCGGCUGCCGGAUUUUGUUCCCGGUGUGGCGGCGGAGCCAGCGUCGCCGACAUGAAGACCGCUACAAGAUUCUGUUUCGUCCCAUUUUAUUGGAGGUCUUGGAGAGCCAUUAUUUGCACUUUUUGUGGAGCUAUUAUCAGAUCCUAUCGCUAACCUUUUUUCUUCUUCUUCUUUUUCUUCUUCUUUUUCUUCUUCUUCUUCUUCUUCUUCUUCUUCUUCUUCUUCUUUUUUAUUUAGAAUAACUUCUCUAAUUUUUCUUGAUUUAGUUAAUUAAAUCCCUAAUCCCAUAUUGUAUUGGAGAAAUUUUUCCGAUCUUUUCACGUUUCAUUGUAACAACAGUUUCUUGAUUAUAUAUAAUUUUAAUGAUGUUCAUAUUC